Molecule: messenger RNA, 656 nt
Organism: Zingiber officinale
Lineage: Eukaryota; Viridiplantae; Streptophyta; Magnoliopsida; Zingiberales; Zingiberaceae
Exons: 2
Coding region: 78-470 (130 amino acids)
Source: RefSeq, a predicted model, not a curated record
AUUUGUAGGGCGAAGUGAGUGGGCGGUUGAGAGAGUUCGACGACUGCUACGGUUGGGGCGGCGGAGAGCGGGGAGAGAUGUCGUUACUGUGGGAGAAGAGCGAGUCGUGGCGGUGGCUGGUGCGGAAGACCCGCGAUUCCAAGCCCUUCUUCUUCUUCUUCGCGGCGGCUUGCGGCGUCGUCCCCGGCGUCAUCGGCUACUGCGUGAUGCAGUUCACUAACUCUCGGCAAGAGCAGCUGGAGGCCCACCUCCGCAAGACUGCCAGCCCCGAAUCCACCAUGAUGGGGCAAGUUAACAAAGAGAGGCUGGCUGAGUUUCUUGGCGAACUGCAACGCAAGGAAGAUAUCAAUGACAGAUACGCAGCUGCUCUGCGAGGAGAGAUAUUAACUAGGAAGCCUUAUGUCAGGAUCCAGCCACUGCCCAAGGAGGACAAUGAAGAAACCAACAAGGAGACCCCCAAAGAAAAGUAGAUAAGAAGUUGGUUCAAGCUUUUGCAUUGAUAAUUUUCCACCACUUUUUUCCCUUAUUUGCAGUUUGAGAAGUUCAUGAGAGAAACACUGGCUCGAAUGGUUCUGUUGGACUGAUAAUAAUCUGUAAAUCGUAUGGCCAACUGUGCAAGUUAAAUUUGGUUAGAUACUCAACCAGGCAUUUGUUUA